Rosa chinensis is the source of this 1113-nucleotide messenger RNA. RefSeq names its product selT-like protein. The transcript has 4 exons. Bases 199 to 903 code for a protein of 234 amino acids. Gene Ontology annotation, molecular function: thioredoxin-disulfide reductase (NADPH) activity. Gene Ontology annotation, cellular component: endoplasmic reticulum membrane. Gene Ontology annotation, biological process: cell redox homeostasis. Lineage: Eukaryota; Viridiplantae; Streptophyta; Magnoliopsida; Rosales; Rosaceae. The record is from RefSeq and is a predicted model, not a curated record.
UACCAAAUAUAAUCCAAGCAGAUUAACAGAGCGUUUGGGUGAUUGGCAUUUGGCACAAUCACUCCCAAGGAAAACGAAGAUCCUACUAAUCAGCAAAGCUUCUAUGAGCAAGUGAAUCCUAGACCUUGGCAAUAGCCUGAAACUCAAAGACAAUCACUCUCUUUCGUUUUCUGGUCUCUAUAUCACUCUGUCUCUCCAAUGGAUCGAGCUCAGUUAGUUCUGGUUGCGUUACCAAUCCUUCUGUUCUGCAGAGACAUUUUCAACCUUUUCACACCUAGACCUCCAAAACCUACCCAGUAUCAUUAUCACCAGAUUGUUGAUCCUGACGAACCAGACCCUGAUCCCCAACCCGAACAGCAACAGAUUCUCCAAGAGCCGCUUAAAUUCCCAGUUCAGCAGAAAUCCGAUGGCAUUGGAGAAACUGGCAUAGGAAGCACCAUCAACAUUGAUUUUUGCACAUCUUGUUCUUACAGAGGAAAUGCAAUAACAAUGAAAAACAUGCUGGCAACAUCAUAUCCUGGGAUCACUGUAAUCCUAGCAAACCAUCCUGCUUCAUUUUCAAAACGUCUGCUGAGCAAAUUGGUACCAGUUGUUCAAGUAGGAAUCAUCGGGACGAUAUUGGGUGGUGAGCAAAUUUUUCAAAGGAUGGGGAUGGUGCCACCACCUUCUUGGUACGAGUCCUUGAAAGCUAAUAGAUUUGGGAGUAUUGCAAGCAGUUGGCUUUUGGGGAACUUCCUCCAAUCCUACCUUCACAGUACAGGAGCUUUUGAAGUCUUUUGUAAUGGUGAAUUGGUCUUUUCAAAGCUGAAGGAGGAGAGAUUCCCCAGUGAAAUUGAGUUGAGGGAUCUGGUCGGGAAGAAGCUUGCCAAUUUGAGAAAAACUCCAAAAGCUGAUAUCAAAUAAUACGGCUAUGAUAUGUCAUAGACAACUGUUUAUGACUAAUUUUCGAGCAUAGGAUCAACAAUGCCUCGUCUUUUAUUUUUCUUUGCAACAAGAGCAAGAGCUGCCAUAACUUUCGUAUGCUCUACACGUUGCACAAAGUGGAAUUGUAAAAAUUACCAACGAAACUGAUGAGCGUUAACUUCGCAGUUUUCAGAUUAUAAUUUUUGCACA